Molecule: messenger RNA, 1824 nt
Organism: Drosophila miranda
Lineage: Eukaryota; Metazoa; Arthropoda; Insecta; Diptera; Drosophilidae
Gene: bond
Product: elongation of very long chain fatty acids protein 7
Exons: 4
Coding region: 440-1423 (327 amino acids)
Biological process (GO): fatty acid elongation, polyunsaturated fatty acid; sphingolipid biosynthetic process; fatty acid elongation, saturated fatty acid
Cellular component (GO): endoplasmic reticulum membrane
Molecular function (GO): fatty acid elongase activity
Source: RefSeq, a predicted model, not a curated record
CAGUGGCAGUGGCAGGUGGCAGCAAAUGGCGACUUUCAAUGCGAAGGCUCUCCAAAUUCAAUUACCCGCCAUGUGAUCCAUGAAAAUUGUCUGACAUUAGAGCCCAGAAACGCUGCGAUUUGAAAACUCCAGUCAUUUGACAGUCAUUAAGUUAAACCACACACUCCAAGAAGGCCUUGAUUCUAAAGUUCCUUUUCACCAAACCAAACACACAAACAAAUCAAGUAUACCCGUGCGCUGGAAAAUAUUUAUAAAUAUAGCAAAGUUAGAGAGCACCUAACCCAGUUGAUCUCCCUGCCGAUGCCGCAAACUGGAUAUGUGGCGACCAGCUAAUUAUACACGCUAAUAGUAUUCCAGAAGAUUCUGCCUCAAGUUCCGGUUCGAGUUGCCUAGUUGCCCAUUGCAGAAUCCGAAUCGGAACCAAACCCAAGCAGCCGCAAUGACUACUUACAUGAAGAUAUUCGAGGAGCGCAUCUCCGGCCUGUCCAAGGGCGUGGAUGAGACUGUAGACAGCUGGUUCCUGAUGAGUUCGCCAGCGCCUGUGUUUGGUGUGGUUUUACUCUACCUUGCGUUUAUUCUGAAGAUCGGACCCGAGUUCAUGAAGAACCGCAAGCCCAUGGAUCUGAAGCGUAUCAUGGUGUUCUACAACGCCUUCCAGGUCUGCUACUCCAUUUGGAUGUGUCGCACGUCCAUCCAGGAGAGCAACGUGAUAUCCUCCAUCUUCUCGAAGAAGUGCGAAAUCAAUCGCACGCGUGAACAGAAUCUGGCUUUGUACUCGGGAGCCUGGUUCUACUUCUUCUCGAAGAUCAUCGACCUGCUGGACACGACGUUCUUUGUGCUGCGCAAGAAGAACAACCAGGUGUCGUUCCUGCAUGUCUACCACCACACAAUCACCGUGCUCUUCUCCUGGGGCUACCUGAAGUACGCGCCCGGCGAGCAGGGCGUGAUCAUUGGCAUCCUCAAUUCGGGCGUGCACAUCAUGAUGUACUUCUACUACAUGGUGGCGGCCAUGGGACCCCAGUACCAGAAGUACCUCUGGUGGAAGAAGUACAUGACAAGCAUCCAGCUGAUCCAGUUCGUCCUGAUCCUCGGCUACAUGCUGGCCGUCGGCGCCAAGGGCUGCAACAUGCCCAAGACACUCACCUUCUUCUUCGUGGGUAACACCGUCAUCUUCCUAUAUCUGUUCGGCAACUUCUACCGCAAGACCUACAACAAGAACAAGGGCAUCGAUGGCAGCUCCCGGACCGGCAGCAGUCUGGCCCAGUCCGCACUCCGCGCCGCCGGCGGCAUGGGCUGCAUGCCCACCCAGACCCAGAUCACAAGCCAGAGUCAGAGCCAGAGCCAGAGCCAGAGCCAGGUGCAGCCGGCCAAGGCAUACAUCGAUCUGAACAACAACAGCGUGAAGCCGCUGAAGGUGGAAUGAGCGCGAGCCCCCGUUUGGUUGGGUUUCAGUUUAGCAAUUAUUGUUUUGUAGAGCGGGGCUUUAGUUUAGUUUGUAGUGUAUCUUAAUCUCUAUAUCUACGCAUCUGUAGCAGGCACAACGUACUAUCUACGAUGUAUGUAUAAUGUUUAUGCCGAGCAGCCGAAGAUUACAACCCAAAAAAUAGCUAGGAUCGUAAGAGUGUGCCUGAUCUGAUUGUGGACAGUCUGACUGAGUAUGUGUUAAUGUUUUCCAGAGUUUGAGUUUGAUUUUGCGUUUGAUUUUGAGUGUGCGAGUGUAAUAGAGUUUUUAUUAAUGAAAUGCAGCCGUAAAUCGUUUCUCGAAUUGUCAUCUCGGAAACAAGAAAAAUUGAAUAAAACUUUGAUUUUUUAUCUUUAACAAAA